UAUGGCAGCGCCCAUGCACGUCUGGGAUAUGCGUGAUGUCAAAGAUCCGGUACGUAACCAGCAUAUGGAGCUGCCAGCAGCGUGUCAGUGACUGAGUGCACCGUCUGGAUCUCAAAUGUUGUACUGACUGUCACUAGUUGACUUUGUACAACUCACUCCAACACUAUGUAGCAGUGUGUAGAUCAUAGUCAGCGUCGGCUGCAUCUACUGCUGCCGGCACUGGCCAGGUGGACUUCCUGGCCGUGCUGGCCGCGUAGUACAUGAUGUACAAGUACAUGUACAUGCAUGUACAUGUAAGUUACGCUUUUGCCAUUGAUGACUGACGGCAUCUUGGUGCCUGUUCAACGGUUCUGCGAUCUGUGGAACUGAGCCGAGUCUUAAUGCAUUUUGUGAUUUUUAGUUACUCACAGACCUUCCGUUAAUUGUCACCCAAUCGAUACUCUUGUUGUCGUAAGCGAUGACAAAAUGAGUUUUCUUGAGGAUAUUGCUUCAUUUCCUCGAAGUGCUCUUAAGCAAGUGGAGACCCAAGUCACCACUCCGGGAGGCCAUAUUCUUGUCGAGACCAGAGUCGACGGGAGUUUCACCCAGAGACCAGUCGAAGGAAAAAGCUUUGGAUUCGUGGGCGAUGUGAAACCAGACUUUCAAGUUGUUGAAGUUAGACCUGGCCUUCUCUUUGGUUCUCAGGAUGUUGCAACCAACCUUGAAUUGUUAAAUCAAUACAAAGUGACUCACAUCUUGAACGUCGCAACCGGCAUCAGCAAUGUCUUCCCGGACAACUUCAUCUACAAAACUGUGGAGAUUUUGGACCUGCCUGGAGUGGAGAUUACAGGGCAUUUCGAGGAAUGUUUUGAAUUCAUUGACAGCGCAAGAGAUAAAGGAAAGGCGCUGGUUCAUUGCAACGCCGGCGUUUCUCGCGCGCCCUCUAUCGUCAUUGGGUACAUUAUGUCCAAAGAAGGAGCGUCUUUCCAAGCCGUGUUUGAAGAAUUGAAGGGAUUGCGACCCGCCAUCAGGCCGAACGACGGUUUCAGACAAAGUCUUGUGAACUACGAAGCGACUCUGAUGAAUAGAAAUAGAUAAUCACCUUCACCAAGUGGCUAGAAAGCUUGAGAACAUUGAAAUACAUAAUCAGACUUUUCUUGUAAUACAUGUAUUCAUGAUAGCCUCAAAACGGGGGAACCAACACUGCUGGUAAAAGUAAGCACUCGGAGUACGCUAGCAAGUCCAGGCUCGACUUCUGGCAUGUUAAUUAGUAGUACUGUAAAAACCAGACGAAACUACAUGUAGCUGUGUGUAAACGAACGAAUCCGAGCUUGGCACAUGCCCCGAGCAUAUUUAACAGCUCAAUAUGCAUAAAUUUCGAUGUAGCUCUACCAAGGCUAUUUAUAGGUAACAAUUAUUGUUGUGUUUGUGUUAUUUAUUAUUACUCAUUUAUUAGCAAGAUUGAGAGUCAAAGGUUUGUUUCGAAGAAUUAGCUGUUUUAGCUUAUAAUGUGGAUGCUGUUUGUAUUGAUAUGUAUGUCAUCACUGCAUUGCAUCGUCAAUUUACUCUAUUGUUCCCACUCUGUGUGUUAAUACCAGUACAGAGAAAUACUGUAAUAAUCCUUUGGGAUGAUGACGAUUAGAAAAAAAAAUGAUGACCAGACUAAAUGACCAUGGUGUUGGUAAGUAUUUAUUUUGAUUUCUGUGAAUAUAACACGUUGUCUUGCGUGGUGCAUUAAAACAGUUAUAGACAUAUCGAUUAACUCUA
Molecule: messenger RNA, 1746 nt
Organism: Acanthaster planci (crown-of-thorns starfish)
Lineage: Eukaryota; Metazoa; Echinodermata; Asteroidea; Valvatida; Acanthasteridae
Gene: dusp19
Product: dual specificity phosphatase 19
Biological process (GO): regulation of MAP kinase activity; protein dephosphorylation
Cellular component (GO): cytoplasm
Molecular function (GO): JUN kinase phosphatase activity
Source: RefSeq, a predicted model, not a curated record